AUGGGGAAAAGUACAAACAAACCAGUAGUAACAAAGCUACUGUUAGAUAGAUCCCUAUCUAUAAUCAACAAGAAGAUUAGCACGGUUCCAUUUUAUGAUGCAGUUCAUAUCAUUAAACCAGUAUCUCAGAAUAACAACAAGAACAGUGGUGAUGAAGAUAGGAUACCUUUUGAUUGUUUAAAUACUAGUACAACCUUGAUUUCCAAUUGCACUAACUUAUACCAAAUCAUUUUAAACGAAUACACCCAAAAGUUCAAGCAUAAUAACGAAGAGAGCAAAAAUAACAGUUACAGAAGUCAUAUCGUGGCCAUACCGAUGGAAAAUAUCCCCAAUGGAGAAUAUCAUGGGAAUAAAUUGAUAUUCAAUGGCAAUAGUAGAAUAAUUGAAUUAUGGAUUAAUAAUGAUUCUUUUAUGAAAAUCCCCAAUUUGAAAAAUAAAUAUGAUAAUAAUAAGAAGAAGACAAAAUGUGGAAAAGAAGGACAAUUUAUUAAAUUAUCGAAAAUUACAUCAAAUUUGAGACAUGACGAGUUUAUGAUGAAAUAUAAAAUCAAUUUGACCGUAAAUCCUUCGAUCCAAUUGAUUGAAUCAGAAUUGAAAUACAUUAUUGAGUUGUUAUUUAAUGAUGUUCAAUGUCUCAUAUAUAAUGAUCAACAACCACCACAACUGCCAGAAGAUGAAAAUAAGAUGGAUAUAGAUAAUCAUGUUAAUGGGAAUUCCACCAGUGAAAACAUUUUCAAGAUUAUUAAAUAUCCUGAACUACUACCAAUGAUAAAUCUUGAACAUUAUGACCACUACCUACAAACACAACAAGGAUUUGGUUUAGAUGAAUUUGAAGAAUAUGAAUUAUUAACAUUAUUCACUAAUUUUAACUAUAAUCAGAAUAUUCUCAAAGAUCAAUAUUAUAAUGAUUUACCAAAUUUCAACAAUAAUCAUAAUAAUCAUCAGGAAGACGUCAAUGAACUUUACGUUUGUUCAAAACAUAGUUUAUUUAAUGUUUUGUCACAGGUUUUAUCAUUAGAAACCUUUAUUGAUUGGCAAAUAAUUAGUUUCCAUUAUCGUGAUAAAUAUCAUUUGUUAAUUUAUAAAAGCUUAUCGAACAAUAAUGAUAUCCAUAUCUAUGAAGUUGAUAAAAGAAACCAAUAA
Messenger RNA from Candida dubliniensis CD36, 1143 nucleotides. RefSeq lists its product as uncharacterized. The transcript has a single exon. The record is from RefSeq and is a predicted model, not a curated record. Lineage: Eukaryota; Fungi; Ascomycota; Pichiomycetes; Serinales; Debaryomycetaceae. The coding region runs from base 1 to 1143 and encodes 380 amino acids.